AUGCAAUAUGAAUCUUCUUUGUUGAAGACGACGUCAUCACGGGUUAACUAUGAAGUCAAUGCAUGGAGAGUACUUGAUCUGCAUCCAGGGAACCCAGAAAUUGUCUUCUUACGACAUUGUAGUCAUGAGGAUGUGAAUAUAUUGACCUUCGAUUUGAGGAGCCAGGAGCUGAGAUUCUUCGAUGAGCCUCAAUGUAGUUGGAGCAUAUUCCAGCCAAAGAUCUUUUGUUGGCCUACUCCAAUUCCAAGGUAUGAGAAACUGCAAGGUCUGUAUGGUGGAAGCCACAACUGUUGGGUUCAACGGAGCAGCAAAGCUACAACAACGCCCUCCCCAGUUUCAUUGGUAAGUCACAGUUGUCAGAAUGAAGUCUGUUAGAUAGAGAAGCAAGUUUUCUCUUACUGCGACCACAUCCUCCCCCUAACUUGAUAGUGUUGGAUGUCCUGUUAACAUCGUAUUUACGUAGCGUGCACACACAGACAGAUACAUGUCUCUGCUCUGCUUCCUAAUAAUAACUUCUGAGCACUUUGUUGUGGUUGCAAACACUAUUGCGCCCGCUUGUAAUCUAAACUUCAGCUUCGUUGCU
This is a messenger RNA of Linum tenue, 583 nucleotides long. The record is from the annotation of a GenBank genome assembly. NCBI's taxonomy places the organism in Eukaryota, Viridiplantae, Streptophyta, Magnoliopsida, Malpighiales, Linaceae.